AUUUCUUCCCCCUCGGGAAAAGCUUAUGUGAGGAUUUUCUUUUUUUAACAGUUCAUUCCGUGAAACCAUUUUUUAAAAUUGUUUGCUGUUAGAAAAUGUUGGAGCUGAACACAAGGCUUUCAUUGCAGGUCGCUAUCGAGAGAACUAGGAAAGGAUGUAGACGUGGUGUUGAUGUUUCUCUUCAGGCUGUGUCUGAGGAAGCCAACUUUUAUAGUGCAUCCAUAGGAAGCGUCUCCACUACAGCCUUUCACCACGCAGGAGGAAGACUGAAGAUGCAGGCAGCUGGCAAAUGUGAAAGCUAUGAAGAGGUGUUGUGAGGCUGACGGUGUUUUUUAUAGAGAGUGUGUUUUCUGGGAAGGACGUAAGAAGGGAGAUAAACAAGUGAUGACUGUGGCAAGCUGAGAAAUAGCUGCGGCAGACCAAGAUGUGCCAAAGAGGAGAUCACUGCAAAAAGGUCCUCAGUCUCCAUUAGCCACCAGCCACAUUGUAGCAGUGUAGGCGUUGCCAUGAGGAUCAGGAGGUGUCCUUUCUGCUUUGCUGUUUAUCUUUUGAUCCUGCUGGGUAAACAUCAGAGAGAGCCUAAUAUGUGGGCAGAGCACACAUUUCAAGAGAACUGUCAAGCUGGUUGCUUGCCAGUACAUACAUGAAUCUGAGUAAAAGUACUCCAAGUCCAGGGGAUUCUGUGGCACUGCAUGAGUGUAAGAACUGGUACGUUUGUUGGGUUAGACUCUACUUUUUGAGAGAUGAUGCCCCGACGAGGAUUUCUUGUAUUAGUCUCUCGGCUUGUAGGCCUGCUGGUGGUGGCCUUUUGCUCUGUGUCCAUCGUUUAUAUGUUGGCUUGCACACCUAAGGGUGAUACUGAGCAGCUUGUCUUGCCCAGGGUUCACAGUCCGACUGCAAAGGAGGGAUAUGAAGCUAUUCUGCAGGAGCGAGAAGAGCAGCACCGCAACUACAUCAUCAGCUUGAAGAAGCAAAUUGCCCAGCUGAAGGCUGAGCUCCAGGGCAAGAGCGAGCAGCUUAAGAGCAUGCAGGACCAUAACCCAAACCCCUUGUACAUUCAUCUUGACCACAGUAAUCCAGAGAAGGCCCAGGUUAAUCUACUGGCAUUUCUCCGUGCCCAAAUAGACAGAGCAGAGGUGCACAGUGGUGUUAAGCUGUCCACAGAGUAUGCAGCUGUACCCUUUGAGAGCUUUACUCUACAGAAGGUGUACCAGUUGGAGACAGGGCUGACGCGCCACCCAGAAGAGAAACCUGUGAGGAAGGAUAAGCGAGAUGAGCUGGUUGAGGUGAUCGAGUUAGCUGUUGGGAAUUUGAACAGCCUGGAGGGGCACAGCAAUACCAAGCACCGUGUAUACACAACUUCAGACUUCGUGGAAGGGAUCUACCGCACAGAAAAAGACAAAGGCACCUUGUACGAGCUGACUUUUAAAGGGGACACAAAACAUGAGUUCAAGAAGGUUGUUCUAUUUCGGCCAUUUGGUCCAGUAAUGAAAGUGAAAAAUGAAAAUGUCAAUAUGGCUGACUCGCUUAUUAAUGUGAUUGUGCCAUUGGCCAAGAGAGCCAGCAAGUUUCGUCAGUUCAUGCAGAAUUUCAGGGAAGUGGGCAUUCAGCAGGAUGGGAGAAUUCACCUCACAGUCGUUUACUUUGGAAAAGAACAAGUAAAUGAGGUCAAAUCUAUACUUGAAAAUACCUCCAAAUCAACCAAUUUCAAGAACUUCACUUUCAUCCAACUGAAUGAAGAGUUUUCCAGGGGCAAAGGAUUAGAUGUUGGUGCUCGAGUUUGGAAAGGAAGUAAUGUUGUUCUCUUUUUUUGUGAUGUGGACAUAUACUUCACAGCUGAAUUCCUGAACUCCUGUAGAUUGAACACACAGCCAGGAAAGAAAGUUUUCUAUCCUGUACUCUUCAGCCAAUAUAAUCCCAGUAUAAUUUAUGGCCAUCAAGAUUCCAUACCAUCUUUAGAACAGCAGCUGAUUAUUAAAAAAGAAACUGGAUUUUGGAGAGACUUUGGUUUUGGAAUGACUUGCCAGUACAGAUCUGAUUUUAUCAACAUAGGUGGCUUUGAUCUGGACAUUAAAGGCUGGGGUGGUGAAGAUGUACAUCUGUACCGCAAAUACCUUCACAGCAAUCUCAUCGUGAUCAGAACACCCGUCAGGGGUCUCUUCCAUCUCUGGCAUGAAAAACAAUGUCUGGACGAGCUGACCCCAGAGCAGUACAAAAUGUGCAUGCAAUCCAAAGCCAUGAAUGAGGCUUCUCACGGCCAGCUAGGGAUGCUUGUAUUCAGGCAAGAGAUUGAAACUCACCUCCACAGACAGAAACUGAGCAGUAAGAAGACCUGAAGCCAGAAAUUUGCUAACAAAAGAUGGGUUAAGACUGAAAGAGAAUGAAGAUUUCAACGGGCUGGAAGCAAAAGCAGAUGAGGGAAAGCGCUUGUCCUCACUUCUUCUGACUUUCCUUAAUAGGGCUUUUAAAUUCUCCGUUAGCUUGUUCAGCACUUGCUUCCAGGGGAGACUUGAACGCUUGGUGAGAUAAAAGGUCAUGGAGACAAUGAAGGUUUCAUAAAUAUCACUGUGAUACAGUAAUGAAGGAGAUGCUCUUCCACUGGAAUGUUUGUAAGAUGCAUGCAGUUGUUUAAAAGAUUGACCCUUCGGUGGAUCAGUAAUAAUGAGCUAUUUUCUACGUAUCUAAAAAAACCUGUGUUCAAAGAUACAGAGUACCUGCUCUGAAAAGGAAAUCUGAUUAUUAACAGAGGUUAAGCUGGAGUGACCAAAAGUCUUUUUUCCUUUUUGGGAGUUGGGUGGGGGGGACAGCUGCAGUGUACUUACAGGAUUAUUCACCAGUUUAUUCAGUGACAAGAGCCAUUUCAGUGCUUUCUAAAAUUCAGAAAGAGAAAAUCCUGCCAGUCAACUGUGAUUUUUCCAGAACAUGUGAGGUUAGUGUUAUUCUAUUUUGUGGACGGUAAACCAAAAGCAAUCGUCUCUGUCUGUAUCACAUGAAUCAGAUGGUGUAUUUCUGUUUUAGAAUACUGUAAGUAUCUCAACAUUCUUUCUUUAAAAUGGAUUUGGUUUUGCCUGGGAAUUAAGUUGUCAAUACUUGUGGUUUUCAAAUUCUAGCCUUACUAGGAAACAGUACAACCUUCCAAUGCUUGGAAAAUGUUCUGCAGUUCUGUUUUUCCUGGAUGGGAACUUUGCUCAGAUAAAUGAAUUGAUUUUACUGUAGAAUCUGAGUGCUGGAAAAAAGAAGCUUUAUGCUGGAGAAGAGGAAACGUAUUUCAACUUGGAGUACUGGUUUAGCAGGAAACUUCAAAUUCUGAAUGCCAGUUACAAAAGUUAAUGAAAAUUUUCUGUCUUUAUACCAAAGUAUUCCAUCUGAACCAAAUCUAGAAUCUUGCCCAGGGCAUAGCAGAUUUUGUAAUUAACAAAAUAAAUUUUUUUAAUGAAUUACUGAA
This is a messenger RNA of Lagopus leucura (white-tailed ptarmigan), 3445 nucleotides long. It is a transcript of the gene CSGALNACT1, whose product is annotated as chondroitin sulfate N-acetylgalactosaminyltransferase 1. NCBI's taxonomy places the organism in Eukaryota, Metazoa, Chordata, Aves, Galliformes, Phasianidae. The record is from RefSeq and is a predicted model, not a curated record. The coding region runs from base 744 to 2336 and encodes 530 amino acids. The transcript is spliced from 10 exons. Gene Ontology annotation, cellular component: Golgi cisterna membrane. Gene Ontology annotation, molecular function: glucuronosyl-N-acetylgalactosaminyl-proteoglycan 4-beta-N-acetylgalactosaminyltransferase activity.